Ylistrum balloti is the source of this 1425-nucleotide messenger RNA. Its product is annotated as potassium voltage-gated channel protein Shaw-like. Gene Ontology annotation, cellular component: membrane; voltage-gated potassium channel complex. Lineage: Eukaryota; Metazoa; Mollusca; Bivalvia; Pectinida; Pectinidae. Gene Ontology annotation, biological process: potassium ion transmembrane transport. The transcript has 2 exons. The record is from RefSeq and is a predicted model, not a curated record. Gene Ontology annotation, molecular function: delayed rectifier potassium channel activity. The coding region runs from base 1 to 1425 and encodes 474 amino acids.
AUGUAUUCUGUCGUUUCAGGAGAACUUCACGUUCCGUUAGAAGUAUGUGGAGCUGUGGUGAAGCGAGAGUUGGACUACUGGCACGUAAACCAAUACUGCAUCAAAUCUUGUUGUUGGCGACAUUACCGUUCCUACAUUGAGAACAAAGCCAUACUCGACUCCUUCAACCGUAGUCUGGAAAAGGAAAGAGUACAUAUAAAUAUAGACGAUUAUAUUGGAUGGAAACGUUUUCAGAUGAAAAUAUGGAUGAUACUGGAGCACCCGAGGACAUCAAGAGUUGCAAUGAUUUACGGCGUUGUUUCGCUGUUGUUUGUGGUUGUUUCCAUCCUCGGCUUCUGCCUUGAAUCCCUUCCUAUGCUGCAAAAGCCCGUGGGAAACACCACUCGUUCUACCAAUACAACAGGCGGAUGCGAGGGUUCUGCACAGGCGAUGACCCAGAAUGAAGCCCUCAACAUUCUUGAUAUCAUCUGUACUGUCUACUUUACCAUCGAAUUGGCGGUCAGAUUCUUUUUCGCUCCUGAAAAAAUAAAGUUUGUUCGUUCUAUGAUGAAUAUCAUAGAUUUGUUAGCGUUAGUUCCGUUGUACAUGCAACUUCUUAUAUUCAACACUGAAGAUUUAAAUUCAUGCUAUGUAAACGGACGUCUUGUGAUAGAAAUAAUGUUUUUGCUAAGAAUAGUGCGAAUGUUCAGAAUCAUGCAUCUUGUAAAACACUACCAGGCGCUGAAGAUAUUAGUUUAUGCCCUCAAGGCCAGUGUCCAGGAGCUGCUCAUGCUGGCUAUCUUUCUCAUCAUCGGCAUGCUUGUAUUUGCAUCCAUGAUUUACUAUGCAGAACGAAAGGACGCUGUUCAACCAAGCGAUACGUUCAACACAAUUCCAAUGGGAUUUUGGUGGGCGCUUAUCACUAUGACUACGGUAGGGUACGGUGACGUAUUUCCUACUAAACCAAUCGGAUACGUUGUAGGGGCCGCUUGUGCCGUGAGUGGUGUAUUAAUGAUAGCACUUACCAUUCCUGUUAUAUCAAACAACUUCACACUUUUCUACACGCACGUGCGAUCACGUGGAACAAAGGAAGAAGAGCGCGACAGGUACAGAAACAGCAUGAGCACGUGCGUGAAUAACCCUUUCCGAGAGGAUACCGUGAUCAGCCAUUCUGAGGAGGACGGGUACGGGACCAUCUCAUUGCUGGAGGAGAAGAGAAAGCCGUCCAACGGUUCUGUCAUUGAAACAUACAUGAAUGGUCAUGCUACGCUCAGGAACUUUCCAGGAAGGAAAUCACCCAAGUAUAAGCAUUUCCAAAAGCUGGCCGAGGCUACAUCACUUAACGAUGUAGUCAUUCGGAAUUCCGAGUUCGACCUGCAUAGAGCAAACAGCGAUAAAGCGCGUUCCGAUGAUGGGGUCGCUUAUGCCGGUGAAACAAUUUUGUAG